ACCAGUGUAGACGUCACAGCCGUGCUAUGUAUGGUUAGCGGAUUGAGAAGAGCAGAAAGUUUACAGCUCAUGUAACUCUCUCAGGAUGAAUGGAACAGCUUACUCCAACUUUGACAAUCAAGAACACGUCCUGAAAUUAGGAGAGACGUUUGAGAAACACCCUAGAAGUGCCUACCACACAGUGAGAUGUAAGUGAAAGAUUUGAAUCACUGGCUUUAGCUGAAGCUAACGGUUGCAUGCUAGUUAGCUUGGAAGCUAAAAAUCAGAAAACAGAUGUUUCACUAUUUUGCAAGGAUAGGUGGCUCGGCAGUUCUUUUUUAUUUGCCUGUAGUUGGCAGGUUUAGUUCUUAAACAGGCUUAUGUAUUUAUCGUUGUCUUUAUAGACAAAAUUACUUGAAACUUUUACAAACCAUUGAUGCUUCAGCUGUCAUAUUGAUGCUAAUGUUAGCUCUGCGUUAAGUUGUACACCACCGCCAUCUAGUGGUGCUGAUAGAGAACUGCAUCACAAAGAGGUCUGACGAUAACUGCGCUGUCUUUAAAUUAGACGUCUGUACUUUUUGUUUUGAUUAAUUUAAAUGCUCUAUUUUUUCUGUUUUCUGCUCAGAUGACUUCAAACCUGCCUCUAUUGACACAACAUGUGAAGGAGAUCUUGAAGUGGGUAAAGGAGAGCAAGUCACAAUUACUUUACCCAAUUUAGAGGUGAGUAAAGGCCAUGUUUCUACAGAAGCACAGAAUUGCCAAACCAGUUAAAUUCCGUUUUUUUCUUUAUAGUGACUGACCAAAAGAUGUUUUGUCGCAAUAAUGUGUCAAUAUUUCAAUCAGCCCAAAUAGGUGCACAAGUAUCUGUAGGGUAGAGUGGGGUAAGUUGAGCCACCUCCUGUUCCUUGGAAAUGGUAAAAGAAAUUUAUCAUGUGACCAAAUAUUUAGGAGAUGGGCAUCAAUUCAUGGAGUCUGUGAAGGGUAGAAACACAUGAGUGUUGGGGUUAGACAUUUGUUUCCAAAAAAAAAAACAUUUUUCACUCUUGAAAGUGAAGUUAGUCUGUCUUAAGUUUUAUUAGAAUUGUGUUCAGACAAAAAAGAUCAUUUUACAUUUGUUUUAUACAUCAAUAGUUGUAUCUAUGAGCUUCAACAUGAGGUCAAAAACCUAACAUUCAAGUCCCCCAUUUUAGCUUAAAGGACUAAUAAAGUCAUAAUAGUAUCUCUGGGGUAAGUUGAGUCAGUGGCUCAACUGAGAAAGUAAAGGAGUCUGAUGAGAGGAUCAGAGUUUUAAUUCAGAUUGUUGAAAUGUUUUACUUUUUCUUUUCUAGAAUACAGCUGUGAAUGUUCUGAAUCACUUAAAGACAUUCUCAUGUUAAAAUGACUUUUUUACAAAACAGCUUUUUAGCAGUUAUAUGCAAUAAUAAUAAAUAGAGUUAUUGUAACAGUUGAAUAUCGUAUAAUAGAUAAAAAUACACAUGGAUGUGAAGAAGUGACUGUUAUUUAGGGAGAGAGAAGGUGAGGGAGGGCUGGGGUGAGAGUGGAGGGGUAGUAGGGAUACGGCUCAACUUACCCCACUCCUAUGGUCAACUUACCCCUUAAGUUUCAUAGGAGACCACUUUUUUUGGCAUGCUAUAUUAUCAAGACAGUUAUGUUUACACUCUUUCUGUUGGUUUACAGCGAUGCACUAUAAUUGCCUUGAUGUAGUGAUCUGAAAUAUGAAAAAUGGCUCAUCUUACCCCACUCUCCCCUAUAUGUUUUGGACUUGCUCACAUCACUCAUAAGAACUAUGUUACCAUCCUUCAUGUUAAGGGCCUUUUCCACAUAAAAUGUCAGUCAGUUACAUCUCCCUGAGCCUAAGAUUUUUACUGCUUACUGAGAGAAAUUCUUUUAAUGUUUUCCUUGCUGGGGUUGAUGGACCAGAUGACCAGUAACCAUGUUUAAAUACAAAUCCAAUAAGUAAAAUGACAAAAAGAAAUCCAAAUUUGGGGUAUUCAGAGACUAAGAACUCACAGUUUUUUGAGUCUAACUCUGCUGACGCUGUGUCUGUUUUUCUUUUCGUGUUUUACAGGGUUCAAGUGCUCCAGUGACUGUCUUUAAAGGGUCAAAGAGACCUUAUAUGAAAGAAUGCAUCCUCAUAGUCAAUCAUGACACAGGAGAGUACAGGCUAGAAAAACUGAACAGCAAUAUAGCUGUGAAGAAGACCAGGUAGGUUGAAAAUUAGUUUUAAAUGUUUUUAUUUUAUAUAUUUGAAAUAGCUGUUAUCAUUUGUUCUAUCCAUACACAUGCUUACACUUUAUUAUUUGAAGUUUUAUUUAUAAAUCUGUGUGAAAGUUCCAGCAAAUGAAAACAAAGAGAAAUCAUGGCUUAAGAAAUAUUGAUGUUUAGCUUCUCUGAAGUUACAUAGUUGACAUUAAAACUGAUAGUAAGUGGUGCAGCUGGAUUAUUAUUCGAGACGUUACUUGAACCACUUUAAAAGAAAAAAAAAUCCAUGUGUCAUUGUUUGCAUUGUGCGUGGAUAUAUCUAGGGCUGAAGGCAGCAGUAAGAUCCAUUCUCGCCUGGAACAGCAGACCAGCCGCCUCAGCCAGCAGAUGAAGAGCAACAGCAGUAGCAGCAACAAGACAUCAACCAGCUCAAAGAGCUCUCCACCCAAAGAGAAGACCUCCCCAGCAUCGCCCAUGGAUGACAUUGAAAGAGGUCUGAAAUCUCUGUUUUGUUGGGUUUCAUACCACAGUCUGGUUAGUGAUUGUAAUUUGAGUGGUUGAAAUAUUUAACAUGAGCCUUUUUGGCAUGAACUGGGAUUAGUAUCACUUGUGUCCUCAUCUUUGUAUCGAUGCCACUGUGUUCAGAGUUGAUGGCAGAGGCCCGCGUCAUGGACCAGAUGAGCAGUGGCGACAGCUCCUCAGACUCCAACAGCUCCUCGUCUUCCAGCAGUGACGACAGCUCCAGCAGCAGCGACUCUGAGGACGAACGGACUCGUGCGCCGCCCCCGGCCCCAGCAAACCACAGCAUGCCGAUCAUCAACACCGGCAGCAGUACCAACAGCGGCCACCAGGAGAGAGGAGGGGGGCUCAUGAACACACUUAGUGAGUAGAUGUGGAAGAAAAGCAAAAUAAAAGCACAACAAAAUUGUUUUUUUUUUUGUUUACCAUUAAACAUAGGGAAAUAAAAAGAAUAUUGUAUGAUCACGUUUUAUGGUAAUGGUAAUGGUGAAGUGAAAACUGGCUAUCAUGACUGCCCUAAUCUGAAACUCAGUUAAUAUGCCACCAAAAAUACCCCAAAAGUUUUUUCAUCUUUGCCUCAUGAUCAUUUUCUACCGCAUCAUUUGGGAAUUAUUUUUAAAAAAAACAUGCUUUUUACGUUUUAUUUCAAAAUUAAAGUUUAAUUUGCUCCACUGCCUCUUUUCUCUUUUCAGAGAAUGACCUGCAGUUGAGUGAAUCCGGCAGUGAAAGUGACUGAACAUGAAGAGGUGCGCCCCCCUGUGGACAGAGUGAGAGCGAUCAGUGAGGAGUAAACUGAAAGAGCCACAGACAUAUCAGUGCUUUGCUUCCUAUAAUGUGAGACUGUCUUAUUUUCAUAUCUGCUUACAAAUACAUGUAUUUUUGCCUUUCUGCCAACAAACUCUCUUAUUUAAGAUUCUCAGAUUUUUUUUACUUGGAGGUCUUUAUUUUCUGAGUAAAGACUAGAUGUUCCAGAGACGCCUUAAGUAGACCGAGGAGAAGUAAGAUGGCAGUGAAAGUGACACAUUAUGAGUUAAUGUUUCAUCUCACUGGAUGUAUGGUUACACUGACCAAACAUAUCAGAGCAAGAAUCACAGGAUUAUUUUUGUAGUGUAGAUGGAUGUUUGUUUUAAAGGACAUCUAGAGGUUUAGCAUUACAUCUGAGCAACUUUAGAUAAUUAGGGACGAUAGUUUAGCUUUAGUCAGAGCCAGUAAAAGCUUCAGUUUGGCACAUUCGUCUCUGAUUGGAGGCAAUCGUAACAUAAUUGAGCAACACUGACCCAAAAAAGUUUUUCUCUUGGAGUUAUUAUUAAUUAAUGUUUGAGUAUUUGCUUUUGAUAACUGGAGCCCAGCUAAUUUAUUUAAAAGCUGCAUACAUUAUGAUUUAAAUUAUUUGGCCACUUUAGAACAGUGGAACAAACCGUAACUUACAAUUGAUGAACUGUAAAAAUUGUGUUUAUGCAAAAGUGUUAGUAAGAGUUGCCCAAUUUCUAAGUUACAGAUGAGCUUCUCAACUCAUUUGUAGUUUUUUUUUUUUUCCAAUCUUGAGUUGAAAAGUCUUACAUUUACUCUCCUUCAAGUUCUGUUUUAGUCACAAAGAGCCUGAAAAAAGUCUUAGAGCACUCUUUAGUUGCUGGAUGCUUCCGAUGUUUCACAACAGCCUUUUUAGGAAGAAAAUAGCUAAUUUUGUGACCAGAAAAUCAUCUGAAAGCAGCCAGUGAGCAAAAGACAGGCUCCAAAAGCACAGGAAGAUCUGUUAUAUAUCAUUUUUUUCUUACUUUAUCAUAAAAAUACUGGUUUUGCAGCUUUGAGGAUCAACAAAGGUCUUAAUCUUUAUUUUUUGAAAUAUUUUAGUGCCUGCUGCACACAAAUCGGCCAACUGUGUUAACUUAUUCAAGAUUAUGAUUUGUAGCUUUAAACCUGCAAUACUUGAAUCGAAUUAUUUAUGUUUCAAAAAUAUAUUCCACCAACAGUGAAUUGCUUAAUAUAUUUGAUAUAGUAUAUUUGAAAAGCAGAGAAAUUGGAAUCUGAAGUUAGCAGUAGCUGUAUUGUGACACAAGCCAAAUACUUUGAUAUAUCGGUUAAAUAUGAGCCUUGAGUAACUUAAUGUGCCUUGAGGCCCUCUGCUUGUUUUGACACAAGCUCUUGAUCUCUGCUGAGCCUCCCAGGAGCACAGGAAACUGCUGUUUAUGUUCCAGCCUUUCUUUAGAGUCAGGGCGGACUGAUAAAGUGAGAAACUGAGAGGGAGGUAUCUUUCAGUUUCAGAUGAACUGUGGCCUCAGAACCAUUUGUAAACUAUUUGGGAGGACUUUCUUUGUAGCGGAAUAAAGAUUUUAAGAGUA
Messenger RNA from Xyrichtys novacula (pearly razorfish), 5039 nucleotides. NCBI's taxonomy places the organism in Eukaryota, Metazoa, Chordata, Actinopteri, Labriformes, Labridae. The record is from the annotation of a GenBank genome assembly.